Tetrahymena thermophila SB210 is the source of this 2679-nucleotide messenger RNA. RefSeq names its product cation channel family protein. NCBI's taxonomy places the organism in Eukaryota, Ciliophora, Oligohymenophorea, Hymenostomatida, Tetrahymenidae. The transcript has 7 exons. The record is from RefSeq and is a predicted model, not a curated record.
AUGGAGACUCAAAAAACAAAAAGUAACUUUAGAAGUCAAAAGUUAUAAUAAAUAGGCUAGGCAGCUUUAAAGUUAUUUAAAAGAAUACCUAUAUUUGAUCCUUCUAGUCACUUUAAAAUUUUUUGGGACUUAAUUUAGCUUAUGAUUAACUUAGUAAUAUCAAUAGUUAUUCCUUUUUAUGUUGCAUCAGGAGUUCAGUUUAAUAUUAUUUUUCCUGAUUACCUUGUAUUUUUAUAUAAAAUAAUGUCUAUUGUUGAUAUAAUUAUUAAUAUUAAUACUGGGUAUUUUGAAUAAGGUCACUAUAUCAACGACAAACUCAGAAUUUUAAAUAAUUAUUUAAAAUCGAGCUUCUUAAUUGACUUAAUUAGCUUACUUCCUAUUUUUGUGCACUUCCAUUUUGUAAAUGGAAAUACUGGCACAACUGAUUUUUCAUUUGGCAAGCUUCUGCUUUUGCUAUGUCUCUUAAAAAUGACUCAAUUUAGCAGAACUUUUAACAAAAUUCAAGAAAGGAUUCUACUUACCCCAAAUACAACUAAUUUUAUUUCUUUAUGCAAACUGCUAGCAACUAUGAUUUUUGUUUGCCAUUUGUUUGCCUGCUCUUGGGUGUUACUUGGAAAGAUUCAGAUAAACUACAAUUUAAAUAACUAAAAUUGGUUAACAAAAGCUAAUUUACAAGAUUAACCAAUUUAAAAUAUUUAUCUUCACGCUCUUUAUUAUUCUAUAACUACUAUGUCAACAGUAGGGUAUGGUGAUAUAACUCCUAUUUCUGAAAUAGAACUUCUUUGGAGCUUAUUUUCAAUUCUAAUGUCAAGUUAAAUGUUUGCGUAUUCAAUAAAUACGAUUGGAUAAUUAUUAAGGGAAUUUUCUAAAAAAGAUUAGGAAACACAAAAUAAAAUAUAUUUAAUUAACAAAUAUAUGAUAAAAAAGAAUGUAAACAAAGCUCUAAAAUAUCAAAUAAGAGAAUAUCUAGAAUACUACUGGUAAGAAAAUGAUAUAGAUGAUUCCAAGCAACAAGAAAAUAUAAUCAACUAACAGCUAAGCAAAUAGCUAAGAGAGUAACUCUUAAUGGAUUCUAAUAGAAUAAUACUCAAAGAUUCACCAAUAUUUAAGCAUAAUUUCAGCUCAAACGUUAUCACUAAAACAUUAAACAUAAUACAAUAACUAACAUGUACACCUGAAGAGAAAAUUUUUAAAAGAGGAGAUAUAUAGCAAUAAAUAUUUUUUAUAGAAAAAGGUGAAGUGGAUAUUAUUAUGGAAGGAGAAGAUGAAGAUAAAUAAAAAAUAUACUAAAAACCAAAAAUUAUAUCAACUUUAGGUAAAGGCAAAAGCUUUGGAAUGGUUGGGUUUUUUACUGGUUUUUCUGAAAGUUAUACAGUGAGAAGUAAAGAGUUUUGUAAACUUCUUUUUAUAAAAAGAUAAGAUUUUCUAGAAGUGCUAAAAGAAUAUCAAAGCGACUAUGAGAAGUUUUGCUAUAUUAAAGAUAAUAUAAUGUUAUAUGAUAAUUUAGAUUUAAUAAAAAAAGAUUGUUUGUCUUGCCUAAGUACUUCUCACUAAUUGCAGUUCUGUCCUGAUACUCAUUAUAUCCCUAACAAAGAACACAUAAUUGCUAGAUUUAAUCAUUAAAAUUUAAAAUAAAGAUAUGAAUUUGAAAGAAAAAAUUAUUCUUAUAAAAUUAAAGGUAUAAAUCCAGAAAAAUUUUCAAUUUUAUGCUUUUAAAAUAAUAAUAAAGAUUUUUUGGAAGAUUAUUAUAUUAAAACAUAUUUGCCAUAUUCCUUAAGGAAUGAAAUUUCUUUCUAAAAUCUUGAAGACGCAAUUUAACCAAAUUAAAAUGAGAUGAGGAAUAUUUCAUAAUAGAAUCUUACAAAUAACAAUUUGACAAAAGAAUUAGAUCUAUAAAAUUAAAAUUAAAAUAGUAAACUAGACAAAGACGAUUUUAAAGCACCUCUAUAAGAAAUUUACUCAAACAUUGAAUAGAUGGAUAGUUCUAAAAAAUAUUUUAAGAGCAAACUAAACGUAAAUGAUUUUUCUUCUGAGGAUUAAGCAGAAAAAUCUGAGUUUUCUUUCUAACAAUAUAAAAAUACCCUCAAUAAGAUUGAUUCAUCAUAGUGUAUAGGUUCUCAAUAAAAAAUUUAGGAUUAAAAUUUAAAAAAAAUUAUGUCUAUUCCUCAAAUAAGAGGAAGCUUUUAAAUAAAAAGCCACAGAAUAUCUUAAUUUAGAAGGAAAUCUAUUUUUAAUAUCAAAUUACCUCAUAAGCUUUCACCUUAAAAAGUUAAUUAAUCAGCAUUAUUAGGUAAAAGAUCUAGUCAAUUUAUUGAAAAGUAAGGCUUUGAUUAAUAAGGAAUUACUACACUAUAAAAGCAUUUAUAAUAAUCUAAUAGCAUCAGCACUAAUUAGCAUUGCUAUAAAAAAAAUCAGAUUUCUCAAUAAUUUACUAUUUCAGACUCUUUAUAGAAGUCUUACAAUUUACACAGUUAAACAAACCCUCUAUAAACUACUGAUUAAAAUAUUUAAAAAAUUACUGAUUGCCUAAAUAAACAGAUUGAUCAAAGCAAUAUUAUUACUAAUUCAUCAAGACUAAAUGAAUUUGAUGAUUACGAAAUAUAAAUUGAACAUGAACAAAACAUUUCUCAAGCUUAGCAACUAAAUGUAGUUUUCCCUUCAAGAUAGCUAGAAAAUUGA